AGAUCGUCUGUCGAGUCUUCUCCGGUGAGACGAAAACUUCCAAUCUUUCUGAUGAUCGCUACAGUAUAGCUGCUAAAACUAGGGCAAUAAUCUCAGGCGAAGCGAUCGAAGAAUAAUUAUUAUAGAUUCCUCAAUUUCAAAUCUUUAUCUUCUCUGUUUCACGAGCGACUAAAACUGGUACAACAUCCUGAAGAGACAGGCAGUUGCUGGAGGAUGGCUUCAGUGGAUGUAAUCAAGUCUUCUCUUGAUUCAAUUAUAGAAAAAUCAGAGGAUAUCCAUGGGGCUGUUGUCUACUUAGAUGCAGGUUGUACUGAAAGUUUUCAGUUUAUUGGGGCCUACUCUCUUUUUCUGGAGCUUGGAGCACAUGCUGUUUGUAGCCUGGAGAACUUGUCUCCCCUGGAUGUGGUGAUUGACUGGAACUCCGGUUCAGGUAUUUCACAGAAAGUUGUAGUUUUCACUUCACGACUUCUAAGUGAUGCACACAGAUAUGUCUUGCGCUGCUUGGGAAGACAUCAAAAUGCUUGCCAAUGCAUUAUAUUCACUUCCAUCUCUGAGACAGCUCACUCAGCUUACCCGGAUUCACCUCUGGGACCUGAUGCUUUUCAUGAAUAUGAAACUCUGCUCAUUCAAGAUUAUGAGGAGUUUGUUGGAAGAUCUGAGUUCAAAACUACACAAUCUGGUGACAGAAAGUCCAAAGCAAAUAUGUCUGAAGAUGAAGGAUGGUCACAAUUGAGUGAUGAAGACAUUUCAUCUCCAUCUGGAGCAAGCUCGCAUGGAAAAAAAUUAUAUCAUGAUCCAGCAGACUAUUCAGAAAAUAUAAAACGGAAAUUAAUUGUCUUUGUGCAUCAUUUCCCAUUGGUCUUGUGCCCUCUUUCACCCAGAGUAUUUGUCUUACCCUCUGAAGGAUUGCUUUCUGAAGCAUCCCUAUCUAAUAGGAAUGAAAAUUCUCUUAGUCCCGGUUUACCUGCAAUAAGUAAUGGUUUGCCACACGAUGGUGAAGAUAUUCCUCCUGGUGCUACUCAAACUGCACAUUUUCUUUAUUAUCUUGCAGCAAAGAUGGAUCUAAAAUUGGAAAUAUACUCCCUUGGUGAUUUCUCCAAGACUGUUGGCAAGCUAAUUACAGACAUGUCGAGUCUAUAUGAUGUAGGACGACGCAAACGAUCAGCAGGAUUAUUAAUCAUUGAUCGUACUCUUGAUCUUCUGACCCCAUGCUCUCAUGGGGAUUCACUUGUGGAUCGAGUCUUCACAGCUUUGCCUCGUAGGGAUCGAACAGAUAAUGCCUCGGUCAAAGGCUCACAAAGUCAACUCAAAUCUGGUCCUGUCAAUGUGCAACGUGCUCCUCUUGAUGUUCAGAUACCACUUACAAAAUUUCUCAGUGAAGCAGAUUCUGUGUCAAAGAAUCAUCGGCUAAUCGAAAACAUUGAAUCGUUUCUAUAUGGAUGGAACGCGAAUGGUUUGGAUUCUCCGUCUGAACAGUUGCUUAAUCUCAAUGCCAGGCUAAGUGUUGAGAAACCAGUUCAUACUGAAACUGAGAUACUCAAUGGAGCCUUUGUAUCAAAUGAAGGUUUUCGUGGAACGCCAUACCUGGAAGCCUUAUUGGACAGAGGCACAAAAGAUGGGCUUAUGUUAGUAAGAAAGUGGCUUCAAGAAACCCUACGUCAGGAAAACAUUAACUUAAACAUAAGAAUCCGUCCAGGCACUGCAACAAAGUCUGAUUUGCAAUCCAUGGUAAAAGCACUCGCUAGAACCCAGGAUUCGUGGAUGAGAAACAAAGGAAUUAUCCAUCUAACUGCCGCCGCACUUCAUGCCUUGGAUGAGUUGUUUUGUACGAAAUGGGAUGCAUUUAAUAGUGCUGAGAGAACGUUGAAUGCGAGCGCAGGAGGAGAUACUAGUCAGAACCUUGCUGCUCAAAUUAGUGAUCUUGUCAAUAAGAGUGUUGCUUUAUCGGGAUCAUCACAAAGGCUCCUUUCUCUGAAAGAUGCUUUGCUGCUUACAGUUUCGGGAUACAUAUUGGCUGGUCAGAAUUUCCCAACGUCUGGGUCUGGCAGCCCGUUUUCUUGGCAGGAGGAGCACUUCUUGAAGGAAGCAGUUGUGGAUGCUAUUCUUGAAAACCCAGGAGAACUGAAGAUGAAGUUGCUCGACAGCAUAACAAAAGAUCUUAUAGAAAAUCUAAGCAAGAAGGAAGAGUCUAAGAGCCAAUUGAAAAACGAUGACGUUGAUGAUGACCAGUGGGAGAGCUGGGGCGAUGACGAUGCUGAUCAGUCUGAAAAUGAAGAUCAGUCAUAUGGAAACAUGCAGUUGAAGUUAGAGUUACGUGAUAGAGUAGAUAACCUUUUCAAAGUCUUCCAUAAGUUAUCGAAAUUAAAGAAGUGGAAUUUUCUAGCAAAGGAAGGUGCAUUGGAUUUGGAUGGUAGCUUUAACAAUGAUCCUUACUCGAGCAAAGGACUUUUAUAUAGACUUCUGAUUAGGAUUCUGGGAAAGCAAGAUGUUCCUGGUUUAGAGUAUCAUUCUUCAACUGUGGGUAGACUCUUUAAGAGUGGUUUUGGAAGAUUCGGUCUUGUGCAGGCGAAACCAAGUCUAGCCGACCAGAAUAUCAUAUUGGUUUUCUUCAUUGGUGGCAUCAAUGGUGUUGAGGCGCGGGAAGCUCAGGAGGCAUUAGCCGCGAGUGGCAGACCUGACAUAGAAUUGAUCCUGGGAGGAACAACACUUCUGAAUCCUAAUGACAUGUAUGAUCUACUUUUGGGUGACUCCAGCUACCUUUGAAUCUACAUAUAUUCUACUUUUUGUUUUGUUUUAAAUUUACAGAUGGAAAGAAUUAACAUGAAAUACUGAAUAGUAAGGUUUUAGACUUUAGGAGGAGAAUAGUAGUAAGCCUUUGUUUGUUUCCCCUAUGUUCUUUGGAUUACAAUUAUCUGUAUUUAUCUUGCUUUUUUCUA
Molecule: messenger RNA, 2936 nt
Organism: Impatiens glandulifera
Lineage: Eukaryota; Viridiplantae; Streptophyta; Magnoliopsida; Ericales; Balsaminaceae
Product: sec1 family domain-containing protein MIP3
Exons: 8
Coding region: 214-2763 (849 amino acids)
Biological process (GO): intracellular protein transport; vesicle-mediated transport
Source: RefSeq, a predicted model, not a curated record